GAAACCUGUAUGAGGAGAAAGGGGGGCAAGGAACAUAAAUGCAUACCCAUUCUGUACAUAUCUCUCACUCUGUGUUCCUGCCCGGCACUGUAAGCACUCUCAUUGAUUCAGGAUUAUUAAAGCAAACGUAUACAUUGGCAGAGACUGUGCUCACUCGGGGAUAUCUUUCUAUGCCUAAACUUUCACAUCUGACGCGAGUCUUCCUGGCUGUCUGUGCCGGCGCAUGAAGUGGAUUCGGGAGAGUUUGUUGAUGUUUCUGAUAGAGGGACUGUUGCAGCAGGAGCUGUGAGUGAUGCCAGUGUGAGUACUCGGCAAAGUGACUGAGAGGAGGAGAGCAGCGACCCAAGUGACUCCAGUGCAUGUGAGGGACUGUCUCUCUCUCUUUUAUGGACUCCUUCUAUUUCAUGCCCAAGUGUUUGAGCGCUUUGCCUCCUGUGCAGCCCCGGAAUUAAUCGCAGUAGCACAACAGCAGCAGCAGUAGCAAUGGUGCAACAAACCAACAACACGGAGAACACUGAGGCAGCGCUGCUGGCAGGGGAGAGGUCGGAGUCGGGCGCCGGUAUAGAGCUGGACAUGGCUUCCUCUCCCACACCUGGCGCCACGGCCUCUACUGGGGGCAAAGCGGAUGACCCGAGCUGGUGCAAGACCCCCAGUGGGCACAUCAAGCGGCCAAUGAACGCCUUCAUGGUCUGGUCUCAGAUCGAGCGGAGGAAAAUCAUGGAGCAGUCCCCAGACAUGCACAACGCAGAGAUCUCCAAGCGCCUGGGCAAACGCUGGAAACAGCUAAAGGACAGCGACAAGAUCCCGUUCAUCAGGGAGGCCGAGCGACUGAGGCUCAAGCACAUGGCAGACUACCCGGACUACAAGUACCGACCCCGGAAGAAGGUCAAGUCUAGCGGAUCCAAGCCCGGGGAUAAGACAUGUGGCAGCCCUGGGAGCAGCAGCAGCAGUUCUGUGAGCAGCACAGGGUCAGGCAAACCCCCAGUGAAGAAGAGUAGCGGCACCAAGCUUUGCAACAAGCCGCACAGCAAACUCGUCCUGGGCGCCAGAGCUUUCCCCGAGCAGCAGCAGCAGCCGUGUCUCCCGGAUCAUCACUCGCUGUACAAGUCCCGGGCUGCAGCGUCAGUCAGACACGACAAGAAGCCAAAGAACCGGGUGUACAUAUUCGGGGGCGCGGGUUACCAAGGCUCAGUGGCAGUGCCAGCCAGUCCUACUCUGAGCAGCAGCUCGGCCGAGGCCAGUGACCCGCUCAGCCUGUACGAGGAUGGAAGCGGUUCGGCGCAGAACUCCCCCGGUUCCCCCUCCGAGCACGACGGCUACACGAGGGCGUCCUCACCGGCCCCGUCCACCUCUCACUCCUCCUCCUCGGCUGCAUCCUCCCCCUCCUCUGCAUCCUCCUCCUCUUCUUCCUCGGACGAAGAGCUGGAAGACGAACUGCUGGAGCUCAACCCGAGCCCGGGCUUCGAGAACAUGUCCCUGGGUAGUUUCAGCUCCGCUGCCCUGGACAGAGACCUGGACUUUAACUUCGAGCCGGGCUCGGGCUCCCACUUCGAGUUCCCGGACUAUUGCACCCCCGAGGUGAGCGAGAUGAUCUCCGGAGACUGGCUGGAGUCCAGCAUCUCUAACCUGGUAUUUACCUACUGAGCCACAGGGGCGCCGAGCAGAUCCACUAUCAAGUGAGACAGAGGCAAAGCGCGCUCUCUGCUGUCAUUUUGCCUGAGACAGAACUGACUGAAUCUCUGCUUUACUUUAGUCAGAAAAGGAAACCACACAAUGAAUAUAAAAAGGGAUUGUUUUAGCAGCCCGUGGGAACAGGAGCCCCUUUAUUACCCCGCACGGAUCCCAAAGUCUCCCGCGGAGUAUCUUCAGGCUUCAGGGGAGGUGUGUGUGUGUGUGUGUGCGCAUCUGAGAAGGCUCUUGUGCUGCUGCAAACAAAGCUGCCUUCAAUUGACACCCCAACAGAGCUAAAGCCACACUCAGAAAACAUGGGGAGAGCCCAAGGAAACGGUGCUCUGAUAUCUCAAGUUCUUUAGCAUUAAUGUCACUUUUCCUUGCUUGAGGCACAUAAGACUCUCCCCCUGCUUCCAGCACCAGUGUAGGCUGCACCUUCCAGCAGGAGAGGAGAGGAAGGAGCAGCAGGUCAUUGGAAGAUCAACUUUAAAGACUGACAUCCUUACAGGGUGAGAAGGUACCAAGAAUAACCUCCUCAGAACCCCUUUCUUUUAGAAAGUUUAAGGGGGGCGAAUAAGGGGUCUUUUCAUUUUAGUAGUAAUGGGACUAAUAUUGGAUUUGCACGUCAGGAGAAGGAUGGCACCCUAUGGGUCACCCAGCUUUUUUCUUUAACCAUCCACCAAACGAUGGAUUUUUUUAAACCUUUUUUAAUUUUUUUUGUAUCAAGGACACUACUUUGGAAAAGAAGGCAGAUCUUCUGAACUACAUCAAGUUACAUAUUUAUGUGGUACUGGGGGGAAAAAGGACGAUUCUUUUUCUAAAAAACAAAACAAAAAAAAAGUGUGUUUCUCUUGCUCAGAAUCGUGAUGGUGUUGGAUUAUUUCACUGGUGGGUUAAUAUAGCAUGUUAUCCUGUCUAUCUUUUAAGGUUUCUGUAAGACUGUUGAACAGUUUUAGUGUUAGGAUAAUAUACAAGCAGAUAGAUGGCGCUAUGUUUGAUUCCUACGAAAAUCACCAGCUUUUUUCUCAUUCUUAACUCUUUAAGGAUUCAAACGCAACUCAAAUCUGUGCUGGACUUAAAAACCAAUAAUUCAGGACCAAAUUUUUCUCAGAGUAUGUAUGUGUUAUUACUCGGUAGAUGUAAAUGAAGACUGUUUGGAUUCUUUUUUUUUUUUGUUGUUCCCUUUCUCAUUGGUGAUCUGUAAUGUUUCAUCUUGUAAAUGUAAAUCAGAUGCCAUUUUAUACGUGGACAUAUUUAUACUGGCCAAACUUUUUUUUUUUGUUGUUUGUUUUUUUUAAAAAACUGAAUUUUUUUGUAGUUCCCCUUUCCUUGCCACACCAUUUUUAUGUCUCCUUCACUGAAGGGCUAGAGUUUUAACUUUUAAUUUUUUAUAUUUAAACGUAGACUUUUGACACUUUUAAAAUGAAAGAAGAGAGAUGAAAACGUUUGAUUAUUUUCUCAGUGUAUUUUUGUAAAAAAUCUAUAAAGGGGGUGUUUUAACUGGUGUCAAUUGCUGUUUUGGAUUUCCUAACAAUAUUUAAAACAGGGCGGCUGGUUGAAAUCUCUUUAUCAAUAAAACAUUGCACCAGCCUAAUUUUCCAUGUUUACACACUUCAAUCUGCAGGCUUUUAAAGUCACAGCAUCCCUUCCAGCCUAGUGCACUCCACAUUAACACCUCCAGAGUAUUCUUUAAUACACUGUAUAUUGGUUGAAAACAACAAAAAAUUAUUUGUAUUAAUCAUAUUUAGUAUUUAUAUAGCGCUUUAUAACUAUACUUCAGAGUUUUGUUUCUUUUUUAUUUUUUAAUGUGGACACCUUCUUUGUUGGGAGCCUUGCAGCACAUUAUUCUAUUGGCACUGUUAUUUUAGGCAGGCUACAAAAAGGAGAAAGGGGAGGGGUGGGGAGAAUGUUAAAGUUGCCUAUUCCCAGUAUAGAUAGGCAUAGUGGUAUGACGAUGACCUGCACUCUUGUGUUUUUACUGCUAAGCAAAUUUCCUUUAUUUUCAGAUGUUUGCUUUUUCUAAUCCUUUUCUUGUUGGGGAGCUUGUAACAAAAGCUCGUCCCUUCUGCUAGUUUGUAUUUAAAUGCUUUAAGCAAACAGUGCACAUAACAAGCAAAAAGGGAUCCUGUAGCUUUAACUUCUAGACCACAUUUUUGCACUUUUUUAUACUUCAAAAAAAAAAAAAAA
Messenger RNA from Xenopus laevis (African clawed frog), 3858 nucleotides. RefSeq names its product SRY-box 4 L homeolog (gene sox4.L). Gene Ontology annotation, molecular function: DNA binding; sequence-specific DNA binding; DNA-binding transcription factor activity, RNA polymerase II-specific. Gene Ontology annotation, cellular component: nucleus. The record is from RefSeq and is marked provisional. Lineage: Eukaryota; Metazoa; Chordata; Amphibia; Anura; Pipidae. Gene Ontology annotation, biological process: cell differentiation; negative regulation of transcription by RNA polymerase II; neuron differentiation.